Molecule: messenger RNA, 891 nt
Organism: Olea europaea var. sylvestris
Lineage: Eukaryota; Viridiplantae; Streptophyta; Magnoliopsida; Lamiales; Oleaceae
Product: zinc finger protein CONSTANS-LIKE 2-like
Exons: 2
Coding region: 234-728 (164 amino acids)
Molecular function (GO): zinc ion binding
Source: RefSeq, a predicted model, not a curated record
GUAGCCAUGGCCUAGCCCAUUUAGCAUCAUUGUCGACGUAUAUAUGAUAGGCUGCUAAACAGAGCCAUAAGAAGUAGCAACCUGCACCCCUUUCCUCACAUCUUCUACUUAUUUCCUCGGUUUCAGCCAGAAUAUCAGGAAACCGACACACACAUAUAUAUAUUUAAUAGAACUGAGAACCCAAACAUACUACGCAAUCCAUAUGUGUUUAAGAGAGAUAUUUUGAGAAGAAGAUGAAGAAUUGUGAGCUAUGCAAGUCUGCUGCAAGAAUGUACUGUGACUCGGAUCAAGCAAUCCUGUGCUGGGAUUGUGAUGCAAGAGUCCACACAGCAAACUUUCUUGUAGCCAAGCACACUAGAACUCUUCUCUGCCAUGUUUGCCAAUCUUCAACCCCAUGGACGGGCUCCGGUCCCAAGCUUGCACCCACAGUUUCUGUCUGUCAGUCCUGUAGCAAUACAAGAAACCAUAAUAUCAAUGGUGAUUGUGAUCUUGAAGAUGGUGAUGCGGAAAAUGACAGUGAAGACAAGGGUGAUCCGGAUGACGAUCAUGAUCAUGAUGGUAGUGAUGAUGAUGAGGGUGAUAAUCAAGUUGUGCCUUUGGUUUCGAGUUCUUCUAGCAGGGAAGAGUCAUCUAGUAGAUUUUGCAGAGAAACAAAUGAUGUUCAGACCCCAAAUGCCGGUGAAAGAUCUGAAGACCAGAGUUCCCUAAAGAUCAGCCCAUGGACAUGACAAGGAUAUUGAAGAAUUAUUCAGCAAAAGACUGGAUCUAUUGCUCUUUCACUGGUUGAUCUUAAUUAAUUUGUUAUCUCCUACCAGCUUCUUGUAACAAAGUACCGUAAAUGCAUUAAGUCAAAAUAAUCAGAAAUUGCCAGAAGCCAAAUUUAAUUAUCUU